Gossypium arboreum is the source of this 384-nucleotide messenger RNA. RefSeq lists its product as uncharacterized. The record is from RefSeq and is a predicted model, not a curated record. The transcript has a single exon. Bases 15 to 377 code for a protein of 120 amino acids. Lineage: Eukaryota; Viridiplantae; Streptophyta; Magnoliopsida; Malvales; Malvaceae.
CCUUGUCUCGAUCCAUGGAGCCCAAGGAGGAGCUUCCGCUUACGGAGGUUGAGAGUGGAGAUUCAUCGACGGAGGAGGCGGAGUUGGAGUCCCCUAGGUCGGUGGUGUUACAGAUGAAGAAGAAACUAGACAGAGUACUUCAUAGUCAGGUUUUGAGAAUUAGACAGGAAGAUUCGCAUCUCGGCCAAGAUUUCAUCGCUGCCGGCGAUAAAGCGAUUAAUAAGAACCAAGUUGUUUUUGGAGGAGACGUCAAUGGUGGCGGUGGCGGAAUUUUUACUGAAAACACACGACGCCGUCUCAAACUGGUUCUUGUUUCGAAGCCGAUCUUGCCUUCCUCCCCUCUCAGCGGCAAGAACAGCGUUAAAAAGGCCUUGUAAUGAAGCA